CCCGCCCAUGGAUUUCACAUAGCAGCCGCCGCCUCUGCCGCCGCCUCCUCCUCCGCCUCCUCCUCCUCCGCCGCCGCUCCAUGGCGGCUCCGGCUCCGCGGCCGCCCGGCCUGUGCUGCUGCCGCAAGGGCUCCGCGGCCGGGCCGGAGGCGCCGCCGGCCCCGCCGCCUCCUCCCGAGCCGCCGCCGGACGUGGCGUCGGCGUCCAGCUCGCAGCUCUUCAGCCUGCGGCACCUGCACCUGGGGCUGGAGCUGCGGCCCGAGGCGCGGGCGCUGGCGGGCUGCCUGGUGCUGGAGCUCUGCGCGCUGCGCCCGCAGCCCCGCGCCCUGGUGCUGGACGUGCACCCGGCGCUGCGCGUCCUCUCGGCCGCCUUCCGCCGCGCCGCCGCCGAAGCGCCCUGCGCCUUCGCCUUCUCGCCCGCCGAGGCCGCCGCCGCCCCGGCCCCGCCGCCCCUGCCGCCCUGCCCGCCGCCGCCGCCGCCCUGCGCGCCGCCCUGUGCCGCCAGCCCGCCCGCCACCGCCACCUUCCUCUCGGCGCCCUGCAUCGCCGCCGGGCCGCUGCCCCCCGCCCCCUCGGCGGACCCGCCCGCCGGACCCCCGCCCGCCGCCGAGCCGCCGCCGCCGCUGCCCCUCUUCGCCCAGCCGCCCUGCUCCGCCUGCCCGGUCGGCUUCAGGGUGGACCCGUUCACCGACUACGGCUCGUCCCUCACGGUCUCCCUGCCCGCCGCCCUCCAGCCGCACCAGCCCUUCCAGAUCAUCGUUCGCUACACCACGGCCGACGGCCCCGCCAUCUGGUGGCUGGAUCCAGAGCUGACGUACGGCAAUGCCAAGCCAUUUGUCUUCACGCAGGGCCACUCGGUGUGUAACCGCUCCUUCUUCCCUUGCUUUGACACCCCUGCAGUGAAAUGCACCUACUCAGCUACUGUCAAGGCUCCAGCAGGCAUACAGGUGUUGAUGAGUGCCACCCAAAGUUCCUACCUAGAAGAGGAAGGUGUAUAUCAGUUUUACAUGGAAUAUCCAGUUCCUGCCUACUUAGUGGCCUUGGUGGCAGGAGACCUUAUACAUGCAGACAUAGGUCCAAGGAGCAGAGUGUGGGCAGAGCCUUGCCUGCUGCCAACAGCCAUCAGCAAGCUUUCUGGCAUCGUUGAACGCUGGUUGACUGCUGCAGAGAGCCUGUAUGGCCCCUAUAUAUGGGGAAGAUAUGACAUUGUUUUUCUUCCUCCAUCCUUCCCUAUUGUUGCCAUGGAAAACCCGUGCCUGACUUUCAUCAUCUCUUCCAUUCUGGAGAGCGAUGAGUUUUUGAUCAUUGAUGUCAUCCACGAGGUUGCCCACAGCUGGUUUGGAAACGCGGUCACCAACGCCACCUGGGAGGAGAUGUGGCUGAGCGAGGGCCUGGCCACCUACGCGCAGCGCCGGAUCACCACUGAGACCUACGGAGCUGCCUUCACAUGUUUGGAGACUGCAUUCCGCCUCGAUGCUCUCCACAGACAGAUGAAGCUCCUUGGAGAAGACAACCCGGUCAGCAAACUUCAGGUUAAACUGGAGCCAGGUGUAAAUCCCAGUAAUUUAAUGAACCUCUUCACCUAUGAGAAAGGCUACUGCUUUGUUUACUACCUGUCCCAGCUUUGUGGUGACCCAAGACACUUUGACUCCUUCCUAAGAGCCUACAUUGAGAAGUACAAAUUUACCAGCGUUGUGGCUCAAGAUCUUCUGGAUUCCUUCCUGAAUUUUUUUCCAGAGCUGAAAGAGCAAUGUGUUGAGAGCAAAGCAGGACUGGAGUUUGAACGUUGGCUCAAUGCUACAGGACCUCCAUUAGCUGAGCCAGACUUAUCUCAGGGAUCCAGUCUGACGAGACCAGUGGAGACACUCUUCAAACUCUGGACCACAGAGCCCCUGGACUCUGUUGCUGCUGCCAGCAGCGUUGACCUCACUAAAUGGAGAACGUUCCAAACUGUGCUUUUCCUGGACAGAUUGCUGGAUGGGUCACCACUGCCACAUGAGGUGAUAAAAAAGCUUUCGGAAUGUUACUCCUCUCAGCUGGACUCCAUGAAUGCAGAAAUCCGUAUCCGCUGGUUGCAGAUUGUAGUCCGAAAUGACUAUUAUCCAGACCUUUACAAAGUCCGUCGCUUCUUGGAAAACCAGAUGUCUCGGAUGUACACAAUUCCACUUUAUGAGGACCUUUGCACUGGCACCCUCAAGUCUUUUGCCUUAGAAAUUUUUUACCAGACCCAAAACCAGCUGCACCCCAAUUUGCGGAAAACGAUCCAACAGAUCUUAUCACAGGGCUUGAAUCCACUUCCUGCCAUAGACCCUACAGCAGUCACUACAGACACACCAGCAAUGGUGCUUGAGGACAAAGUCUCAGAGGCCACAAAUGGUGCCAUUUCACUCAGGGAUGUCAACGUGUCUGCUUAGAUCACCAGUUCAUGCCAGCCACAAAGCUUGAAAAUGGGGACAGGAACAGAGGAAAGAUACCAAGCGUUGCCUCCUUUCUCUCAGCCUUGCAGCUGCAGCGUGUCGUUGUAACUGGAUUUCUCUCCCAAAACACAAAGCAAAUGUGCCUUCAAGUAUCCAGUGUGUGACACUGUCAGGUUUCAGAGAUCUCCUUCCGCUGUGUGAUGGAUAUUUUGAUUUGGUUUAUACUGGGCAGGGACUCCUGAGCUGUUGCUUCUGCAUGGAAAGUGGAUAGUUCCCUUUCCUGAGGCUCUUCUGGAUGGUUUCUCUGAAUUUGUUGAUUAGUGGGGUUUUUUCUUCUUUUUUUUUUUUUUUUUUUGUCUGAGGCCACUGAGGCACGUCCUACUUGCUGUGUGUGUAUGUUGCUGGGGAGUGUGUAUGUGUCAAGCUGUCAUUGCCCUGAUAUUUGGGCUAAAGUUCUGCAAAGGAGAGACUCAGGAAUUGUCAGUGGCAGCAAACACGUUUUCAUGUUAAGCUCCUUCCUGUGACAAAGGUAUUGGGAUUUGGGAGGAAGGGGAUUAAUACUUCAAUAAGAAACUAAUUUUAAAUAGCUCCUGUUCCCCCCUGCCCAGAGGUGGCUAAAUAAUAAUAAUAAUGCUUUUUAUAUAUAUAUAUAUAAAAAGAUAUAUAAAAAAGAACAGGGAAACCUUACGAUGGAUUUGAAAUCCUCCUGUAGUUGACCCUACCCUCCAUUUUCCCUUUGCACUCGAUGGGGCAAGCAAUAAGAAAAUGUGUAGGCUCGAAUUUUCAUAGAAGUUCAAAUUAGGUGCCCAAAUGCCAUCAAUUCUUGUCUAGCUGCAACCUUGGUUAGUGUGUCAUAAUGUGUGGCACAUGUAUUCAUCAGAUACAGUCUGUGUGUCUUCUGUCCUUUUGGAAGAAUUAACAGGACCUUUAGAUUCUUAAGAUCCCCAGCAUAUCUUGGCUUGUAAAUCAACUCUGGCAAUAUCCAUGGUAAAAUUUUACUGCCUUGAAUAAUGUUUGCCUGAAUAACAGUUUGCCCUGUCUGAGGGAAGCACCAUUUUUCUUGAUGAGAAACUUUUAAGCCCCACUUUACCCAAGUCUGUUUUCUGACUUAUGGUGGGAGUAAGGUGCCAUUUAAUUUACCAGGUGUCCUGUUUCUCUGGAUCAUUGGCCAGCCAUGCAGGAUGGAGAGAUGUCUUCCACCUGUGCCGUUCAGUCUCAGGAAGCUGAGGGCAACGUGUCCUUGGGUGUUACAGAGUGCAGGUGAUGGUUCAUAGACUCUGUGCCACAACACUUCUAACACGUGGGUGCCUGUGUGCCCCUCUGUGAGCUCCCACGAGGCAUCUCUGAGCUGAUGAAUCAGCAGGAUAGUCUGAAUAAAAGGUGAAACAUUUGGAAGAGGCUCAGCUAACAGAGAUGUGAGAGAAACUGUUUUAUACUUCAGGGCAAAUUUCAGCCCUGUAUGGGGAUCUGCACAGGAAGAGGGGGAAAUUUGGGAGGGUUGUUUUUUUUCUUCACCAAAAGUAUCUGUUUACACCCAUGUGUGGAUGGGGACUUAGGUGCUGUUACUGGAUCUGCAUUUUCUGGCUUUAAAUUAAUUUGGACUUCACCAUAGCCUUAGCCUGGGCUGAACUGGGAUAAAGCAAUAAUAAACUCAGGCCUCUGUAGUGCUUCAUUAGUUUUAAAAAUGGGCCAUCAGCAUUGUUGGGCUUCAGAACUCCAAGCUCUGCUCUUUGCUCCUUGAAUGGGAUUAUCUCUUUAACUCUGUUUUGUUUUCCCAGAAAGGACGGAGAAUGAUGUUUUCUGCACAAAUCUCUUUCCUUUUCAUUUGUUGUUCUAUUGAAAGAGAUUUGUACAAGCUGACUUUACACUUCCGGAGUUGCCGCUGUUGGUGCCGCGCCUCCUGGACCCCACUGCCAGCAGCGGCGGCCUGGCCAAGAGCAGGAACCACUAGCAUCUUUUGGAAUCACAGGCCUCUGUUUUAACUCGGUUUAUUUCAUGGGAGAAUAUUUGUGACCCUGGUGGAAAUUUUUCAUUAAUGGAUGCCUUAUGAUGACUGUCAAAUUAAACUAAGCUUUGUGACAA
Messenger RNA from Myiozetetes cayanensis, 4499 nucleotides. It is a transcript of the gene RNPEPL1, whose product is annotated as arginyl aminopeptidase like 1. NCBI's taxonomy places the organism in Eukaryota, Metazoa, Chordata, Aves, Passeriformes, Tyrannidae. Gene Ontology annotation, biological process: proteolysis. The record is from RefSeq and is a predicted model, not a curated record. Gene Ontology annotation, molecular function: zinc ion binding; metalloaminopeptidase activity.